UUGUCGUACUUUCUGUCGUAGUGUGUUUUAAUCACUUUAUUAGUCUGUAAAGAGUAUAUUUUGAUCUCUAACAUGAGGAUACCCAGCUGGUGGUUACUUUUCGUGGUCCUGAUUUGCAGUUGUUCCAGUUAUGAUGUUUGUCGGACUACUGCUUAUCUCAGACAUUAUUGUCCAGACAGAUUUGAGUGUUGUGGAGAAGACGGGAUACACUGCUGUGUUAUUGAUAACACCCUCAAGUAUGUCAUGUUUGGAAUGAUCGGUUUUGUGGCGCUGGUAGCCAUAAUCUCCCUCGCUUCUGUGCUGCUCUGCCGGGCAUUCCCUCAAAAGAUCGAUAUUUUGAAGGCUAAAGAUGUCACCGUUGAUCAGUUGAAACAGUCAGAUAGAACAGGAGCUGUAGACCGGGUUAGGAUAAGUUACCAAGAUGCAUGUUACCAGGAGGAUCAGGCCUGGCUACAAGAGAAGCAAAACGCGGAAGAUGGUUUGCAAAAGCAAAGGAUUGAGUUAGAGUUGGCAGAGAGUCGAGCUAGAAUAGGAUCUGAGAUCUUGGAGAAAGCCCAAAGGAAUCAGGAGGACUCUAUCCACAUUGAUCAAGCUCUACAAAGAAAGAUUGUCUGUGAUGGCAGAGUUUUAAAAACUCGCAUCCUAUGGGACCUGGCAGUAGAACUAACAAAGCGAGACCCUCUUACUCUGGCACCGAUCAUUGAGAAGGCUAGAAGGAAAAAGAUCAACGAAGAAGAGAGAAUCUUGAAGUGGGCUCGGGAAAUACUUUUCUUCUUGGAGUAUGCUGACGCGUUGGAGAGGGCAUUAGAAGGGGGCUCAUACGAAGAAUUGUGUAAUAUUCUAGCUAAAAUUAGAGAUCUGGGCUUUGAGAAGAAAUGUGCUCGACUCGUCUUCCGAGCUAAACUCAAAACGGAGAGGAUUGAAAAGUUUCAGCACCUGUUAAAAGCUGUGUUGGAGAUGAACCACAUGCAGAUGCAGGAUCUCAUCGAUUACUCCGACCCGGAUGAAGGGGGUGAUAACCCUGCACCAGAAUCCCUUAUGAGGGUUCUGCAGGCAAUAGCAAAGUUACUAGGGGGUGAGGAGGAGUGCUGGAUGGAGCUCCAAGCGAUGGUUACCAGAAUGGGAGAGGGCUCUCUUAAACGGAGGGCUAUGUGCUGUGAAGUUGAGAUGAUUCCUCCUGAAAUAAUAACAGAGGUUUCGACGCUGCUAAAAGAGAUAGAUGAUAUAACGAUCCAGGAGGAAUGUCCAAUUGCUCUACCCAUGUACAAAUGGUGCCAAAGUAUAGUGGAGGAGCGGUUUAUAAUGAACGAGGAGCUGCACUUGGUGAACCAGGAGAAGUUAGCGGCUAUCCCAGCUCCACAAGUCUCUUCUAUCAAUAGUCCCAGAACUAGGAAACACAGGAUACAGCCUAUCUAAACAGGAUACAACAUACCUUAGACUUAAUGCUGGGGUUCUUCUGAGCUGAAGAGGACAUUAUUCCAAUAACGAGACUUUCACUUUAGGUAGGAGAUACGAAGAGUCUCACUGUGACAUAUACAAUGUAGACAGUUCCGCGGCGAUACAAUCGGUGUUGAGGGACUAGAUAUUGUCUACUGUAUAAUGUGACCAAUGAGCUUGUUAUUAAGAGAAUUGUCGACUGUAUUAUACACAGUCUUGAUGAGAUGCCUUUGUUAAAUAUGAGCGGGACUGACAAGUCGUUGGUACUUCACGAAGGAGCUACAGUUACUAUCUAAAGAUUUAAGGGCGAUAAGUGUCUAAUACUAUAGAUAUUAUCUCUGACACACUGGUACCCCUUGUUACCAGCUUAUAUGUAAUAGAAAUAGCAGGCAGCACGUCUCUCUAGACUAUAUGUUGCCUACUUGACGAAUAUGCACCGCGCGAGAUUGCUCAUAUAGUACCAUAAUAAGAUAAUAUGGUCUUACCUCCCCAACCCUAAUAUAACUCCGAAACUAACCAUAACCACGAUCAGAUUUGCGUUUUAAUAGCCUGUUACGUGACCAAAACAAAUUUUGACCGUAAUUCCUCAUGGAUGCAUUUUUACCUAACGUAGUUUGGGUGAUUCGGAAUCAGCGUUCAAAAUACAUCGAAUGAAGUCACUUUCAUGCCACCAGGGCCUUUACACACGAUUUUUUAUUUGGGCGAUCGAUUUAGUGGGAGCUCCACCAGCAUCCUAGGUCCUUGUAACACGAAACAUUUACUGGUAUAUUUGAGGUAAGCUAUCGCAUGGGAUGUUUCAUAUUCAUGGGACAUUUGGCGUCAGAACGAGGCCGAGGCUUGUAUGUGCAAAAUUAAUUAUGAAUUCAUACAUUGGAAAUAUCGAACAAAGGCACUUAUUAUAAAAGGACCUCAUCAAUUGGUCGGUUGCUUUUGUCGCGUUACCAAGUUAACGGGACUAUUGGUUUAUUAUGAGAUCUUUACCUAGUUACCUGUAAAUACCUAGUUACCUCAUAUUUGCGCUUCUUUUGAUAGUUACGAUCGUUGCACCAGGCACCUUGUACGGAGCUGAAUAGUGGUAUUAGUAAGUAUUGGCCUUAUAUUUGGCAAUUUGAUAUUGAUAACCUUCGAGUAACGUUAUCUGCCGCUUAACUAGGGACUCAAAUUUGGGGUUUUGUUAAAUAUCAAAAUGUUCUGUGGCGGACAAAAAUAUGGGCGUUACGGCGAAAACCUCAAUUGUUGAUUAUAAAAAGCCUUUCAACAUCCUCGAAAAGAUAAGCUGUGCGACGUAAUAAAUGUAUAAGCAGGUGUUUUAGUACGAUUAGCAGUCCAAAGUUUCUCACGCAGCACACUUUUAUGAUGAGUUCAUGUGAUGGGUCUUGUCGAGCCUGAUAAUGUGAAACAUUCCAAUAGACAACAAAUAACAUCUGUUCAGCUCAUAUCGGAAAAGUUGCUCGUCAUUUGUGUCUGCUGUGGGUACUGUCAAUAUUGGCUUACUUGCCGCAUAAAAUAGUUCCAAAAGUGAAACCUGAAAAAAUUGCGACAUGCAGUUCCAGCAAAAGGUGACGAUUUUUCCACCAACCUUGUCAAUAAUGCCUCGUGCUUUUCUGAAAUAACGUUGGUUUUGUCGUCUGUCAUUCGUAUCUCUUGUCUACUCAGUACUCUGUAGUUUACUUGAACCACGUCAGGUGUUGGCCUAUUUGGCGUUCAUCUGAGUACCCAUUCAGCUUAUAUCGCUCAGCAGUAGGGUUUUAUAAUUUUCCUAAAAAUUGGAACCCCUACAUUUGUAAUUUGUAAGCUUCAGCUUGGGGAGUAGAAAUCGUGGACAGUUAAAUUACAAAAAGCGACACUUGAGAUUUGCGACUUGGAAUGGUACCCCAGCUUCGGUAGUACCACGAUAAUUGACCUGACAAUUAUAACGAUUAUAACAAUUAUAACAAUUAUAAACUUUAGGAUCCAACUUUAGGAUCCAAUAAUGAGUGUUGGACGUCAUAACUUCGUCAGAAUAGUUUUUUCGUUCUAAUUUGUGGCAGACCUCCGUGGAGUGAGUUCUGUUAUUCAAUUUGAAUGCUUAUUAAUUCA
Messenger RNA from Bolinopsis microptera, 3516 nucleotides. RefSeq lists its product as uncharacterized. The record is from RefSeq and is a predicted model, not a curated record. The transcript is spliced from 13 exons. NCBI's taxonomy places the organism in Eukaryota, Metazoa, Ctenophora, Tentaculata, Lobata, Bolinopsidae. Bases 73 to 1416 code for a protein of 447 amino acids.